GCAGAGGUCACACAUGAUUCAACAUGGACGCAUACAGUUGAAGUGGUAACGUUACCUGCUGCUUGCGAAAUGAAAAUAGUUUAUAAAAUGAUUGUAAUUUUUUUCACUUAAAUAGAAGAGAAUCGCGGAUAUGGAGAACAUGGCGGUUGCUGAAUAGACUGUCAUCUACGAUUGCGAUGAAUUCACUCAAUGCUGGCUCGUGUUUACAGAGGCUGUGUAUCUUCUCCAUGUCUCUGUUCAGAAACAAACCUCCUCCCUCUCAGAUCACAUGUGUGCACCACACGGCCUGUGAACAGCAGUGUUCAAGUCCAGACUCUUCCUCCAGUGUCAGCAGUGUGAAGAAGCCCCUCAUCCCCAGCUCUGAAACUGGGGAUGAGGGUCCUCCGUCUGCCCCUACCCACUGCUGCAUGAGUGGCUGCCAUAACUGUGUGUGGAUCGAAUAUGCUGAGAAACUGCUGAAAUAUUACAGUGACGGCGGAGAGAGAGCUCUGGAGGCCAUCGAGAAGAACGUUCUAGAUGACAACCUGAAGGCUUAUCUGAAAAUGGAGAUCAAGUUACUGAAGAAGACGUGAUGAUAAUGAACUGGAGAUUAACAGAGCACUGAAAAUGUUGCAUAGCACUGGUUGUUUGCACUGUUUUUAUAGGUGAGUCUCAGGCCAAAAUCGCAUAUUUCCAUGCUACACAGAAUGUACUUUUCGAACGGUUGUGUAGCAAAUUCAAAUCCAAAUGUAGUACCUACUAGAGUGGUAGGCGAUUUAGGACUCAGUUUGUCAAGGCAAAACACAGCAACAAAUCUUUUUCUUACCUUAAAGUUUUGUUUAUAGUCCAAAUAUCUACAAAUUCUUAUAUCAAGAAGCAGUAACUAGUGUAUGUGUGUGAGUGUGUGUCGAUUUAAAAUAAGAUUAUUUUGCUCACCCCAUUGCCAGAUUAUUUUGCUUGUUUUAAGGAAAAACACUUAAUUUUGGCAUAUUAUUUCGUAAAUCAAGACAGUACAUUUAGCUUGUCUAGAAAAUGAUUCUUGAUUUAAGAAUAUUUAGAUAUUCAGACUAGAGACAAGACAAAAACUGUAAGUAAGAAAAGCAUUUUUGCAGUGAAAAAAAAAAAAAAAUAUAUAUAUAUGUAUAUAUAUAUAUGUAUGUGUAUAUGUACACUUUUAAUUGUUUUCUUUACAUUAGGCUAAAGCAAAACAAUAUGAAAUGCAAAAUUAACAGAUGCACGUAAAAAAAAAAAAAGUUUUUGCUU
This is a messenger RNA of Danio rerio (zebrafish), 1242 nucleotides long. NCBI's taxonomy places the organism in Eukaryota, Metazoa, Chordata, Actinopteri, Cypriniformes, Danionidae. The record is from RefSeq and is a predicted model, not a curated record.